Theobroma cacao (cacao) is the source of this 1565-nucleotide messenger RNA. Its product is annotated as Quinone reductase family protein. The record is from RefSeq and is a predicted model, not a curated record. Gene Ontology annotation, cellular component: membrane. Lineage: Eukaryota; Viridiplantae; Streptophyta; Magnoliopsida; Malvales; Malvaceae. Gene Ontology annotation, molecular function: FMN binding; NAD(P)H dehydrogenase (quinone) activity.
AAUAAAAUUUACAAAAAUGUUUCAAAUUGAAUAAUCUUCAUCGCAAUCACAUGGGACCUGGCAGCAUUUGGCAGAGUGUUAGAGAAAGAACAAUUCAAGGCUAUGACAAAUGCCCAAUAUUUUAAGAUAAGGUAAAGCAACGGUUAACACAUGAUUUGCCACGUGAAAAAGCGUUUAUCUGAUUACAGUUACGUUUUCUUUGAAGACAAACCAAAACCCCAAAAGCAUCAUUUAUCUGUUUCUCCUGGCUCACGCCAUUCUUUCUUUCUUCUACGUUUCUGUAAUAAGGUCUCCUUCAACAUAAGGCGAGUGAUUGAAAUUAGCAUACAGCAUAAGCAGUUGGUGAAUCGAGAUCAAAUGUCCAGCCCAGUCGCAGCCAUGGCUACAACUAAGUUGUAUAUAGUGUAUUAUUCGUUAUAUGGUCAUGUCGAGACAAUGGCAAGGGAAGUGCAACGGGGGGCUAAUGCAGUUCAAGGUGUUGAAGCAACACUUUGGCAGGUAGUUUUAUUACGACUUGGUUGUAUUCAACAGGUUCCUGAGACACUAUCCAGUGUAAUACUGCAAAAGAUGAAGGCACCUGGUAAAGCAAAUGAUGUACCGGAGAUUAGGCCAGAACAGCUUAUCGAUGCUGAUGGUUUUCUCUUUGGAUUUCCUUCUCGUUUUGGUGUGAUGGCAGCUCAGUUUAAGGCCUUCUUUGAUGCUUCUCAUGAGCUGUGGGAAUGCCAAGCACUUGCCGGCAAGCCUGCUGGUAUCUUCUGGAGUACUGGUUUCCAUGGGGGAGGCCAGGAGCUUACUGCAUUAACUGCCGUAACACAGUUAGCACAUCAUGGUAUGAUAUUUGUCCCCCUUGGAUACACUUUCGGCAGUGGCAUGUUUGAGAUGAAUGAGGUAAAGGGUGGCUCCUCUUACGGUGCUGGCACUUACGCAGCCGAUGGAUCCCGUGAACCCACCGAGCUAGAGCUCCAACAGGCCUUUCACCAAGGUAAAUAUGUUGCGGAAAUAACCAAGAAACUCAAGAACAAGCCCCUCUCAGCGUAAAACACAGCUCCAAGAAGCUGUACUAUAGAAUCUGACAAUGCGAAAGUCAACUUGAAAGGUUAUCUCCACAGCACCAAACAAACAAAGACAAAUAAACUUUGAUAUGGUCAUUGGCAAAGAGGAGGAUGGAUCUUUUGCAACUUGAUUAACUAUGAUUCUCUCACUGUGCUCUGGCCCCUUGUCAGCUUGCAUUCUAUUAUUUAUCCAGCAUCGAGUUAUCUUCUGGUUUGAUUGUUUCAAUGCUCUUCUUCUGUUUGGGUUCAAUUUGUCGCUUUGCAAUCCUGCCAAGAAGCUGCCAUACCUGCUGCCUGCAAUGUAAGAGUACCAAGCCUCAUCAAGUUUUCUGAUCAAUCCUUCACUUUGCCAUCUCUCAGCCUGAAACAUGUCUGCCAUGAGCAUCUUUCUGCUAUGUUUAAUAAAUUAUCCUAGAAAUUGAACUAGUGGGUGGAAUGCAAUGGUGUAUCUAAUCUUCAAUCGAUGUUCCGUACGACAAACUUCGAGAUAUUAUUCCUUUUGCUUGUACUUUA